Molecule: messenger RNA, 4743 nt
Organism: Bacillus rossius redtenbacheri
Lineage: Eukaryota; Metazoa; Arthropoda; Insecta; Phasmatodea; Bacillidae
Exons: 18
Coding region: 1-2787 (928 amino acids)
Source: RefSeq, a predicted model, not a curated record
AUGUGUAGUCCCCACCAACAAGGAGGAGAGAGAGGGGGGUGCUGCUGGGAGCUGCAGGAGGUGGGGGAGGCCGCGCGCCUGGCCGAGCAGCUGCUGGCGGACUGCCGCGAGCUGGCGCGGCGGGACCGCGCCUGGCCGCGCGGCCGCGGAGUGCUGGCCGCGGCGGGCCGCGCGCGGCUGGCCGCGUGGCGCGAGCAGGCGUGGCGGGACCGCGCCGCCGCGCUCUACCUCACGCACCAGGCCGUGAGCGAGGUGCUGCGGCGCUACGACGUGGCCGAGCAGAACCACAACCACCUCACCCUGGAGCAGCUGCUCAGGCUUGCCAACUGCUACAAUGAAACCCUUCAGCUGGCUACUGAGGACUGCAGGGGAGUGUCCACGUGGUGCGGCAACACCUGCCCCAUACUGCUGCACCCUCUCAGGAAGCUGUCCAUCACCAAGAUUCUGCAGGUGCUGGCCCAGUUCAGGGCGGAGCUGUGCUGCGGCAGCCUCGUGACGUGCUUGCUGGGCAGCUUCUGGGGCGCGCAGGAGGACACGAGCGCCAGUCCAGUGGCCCUGUGUCCCAGCAGCCCCGAGCACUCCGACAACUCCAGCCUGGUGGUCUACAGGACUCUGGUGCGGCAGAUGACGCCGCCGGACGUGGCAACGCUGCCCCCGGUGGAGAAGGUGGCAACGCCGCGCCGCGAGCUGGCAGCGUCGCCCGGCCAGCUGGUGGCCGGCGUGCAGCAGCUGGUGUCGCAGGAGCAGGCGCACGUGGCAACGCUGCUGGGAGUGGCGCUGCGCAGCGCCCCGCACUUCCUGGGGCAGGACGGCGUCAGGACCUCCAGGACUUCAGGCGGGCCGAGGGUGUCUCGCAAGGCCAGGCACAAGGUGACCGACUACUACCAGCAGGUGCUGUGGGGUGAGGUGGGCGCCUUCAUGGAGCACGUGGUGCUGUGGUGGGGGGAGCCGGCGCUGGCAACAUGGCCGCCCCACUGCGCCCGGGGCCUGCGCGACUGGGCCUACAAGCUCACCGCCAGUGGCAGAGUGCCUCAGACGGUGGUGCCGGCGAUGCAGAGCCUGAUAGACGGUCUGGGCUGCUACGUGGCCUCCACCGAGUGGGACCAGACGUUCCGGCGGGCGCUGGUGUCGGGGCGCCUCAACACCCGGCUCCCCAGCCGUUCCAAGCAGGAUGGCACGAGGACUGGUGAGAUGAUGACACAGCUACUGGAGGGCCUGGUGGGACUGAGCAACAGCUGCGAGGUGACCACCGAGUGGCUCGUCCUGGAGGAAUUGUUCCAAAGAGUGAGGCUGGUGCUAGGAUGUGUGGGGUUUCGGCAGGAUGGCACGAGGACUGGUGAGAUGAUGACACAGCUACUGGAGGGCCUGGUGGGGCUGAGCAACAGCUGCGGGGAUGGAACGAGGACUGGUGAGAUGAUGACACAGCUACUGGAGGGCCUGGUGGGGCUGAGCAACAGCUGCGAGGAUGGCACGAGGACUGGUGAGAUGAUGACACAGCUACUGGAGGGCCUGGUGGGGCUGAGCAACAGCUGCGAGGAUGGCACGAGGACUGGUGAGAUGAUGACACAGCUACUGGAGGGCCUGGUGGGGCUGAGCAACAGCUGCGGGGAUGGCACGAGGACUGGUGAGAUGAUGACACAGCUACUGGAGGGCCUGGUGGGGCUGAGCAACAGCUGCGGGGAUGGCACGAGGACUGGUGAGAUGAUGACACAGCUACUGGAGGGCCUGGUGGGGCUGAGCAACAGCUGCGAGGUGACCACCGAGUGGCUGUCCUCGCCGCCGCUGGAGGAACUGCCGCUGGUGGAGCAGAUACCUGUGCUGCACCGACUCGACCACUCCGUGCACUCGGCACGCACCUGGACAGCGUCACAGGCCCGCCACCUCGCCAACACCUGGGCCAUGGACGCUUUCUUCCUGGUCGCGCAUGCCGACGUGCAUGGCUGCCUCUCUCAGCUCGCCCGCCUCCAGCUUGCAGAGCACAAGGACCUGGCGGGCGUGCGGAGCGAGCACGUGGCGGUGUGCGCGCAGAUGAGGUCGAAGCUGGUGUCCGAGGUGCGCGACAACAUCGACAAGCUCAAGAAGCUGCCCGGUGAGUGCUUGGAGAUGUUGGCAGUGGUGUGCCGCACCAUCAGCCUUGCCAACCUGCGCAUGUUCUUCCCGGAGCCGCGGUACUGGAAGCAGUCCGGCGACACGAGGCAGUGCGUCAGCCCGUACGUGGAGAGGUACCUCGAUGAGGUGCUGAGGCCGGUGCUACUCGCCGUGCAGCCACUGCCCGUCGCUGUGCAGCAGGAGGUGGGCGGCAUGGUGCUGAGGAUCAUGCCGGUGCUACUCGCCGUGCAGCCACUGCCCGUUGCUGUGCAGCAGGAGGUGGGCGGCAUGGUGCUGAGGAUCAUGUGCGAGGCGUGGCUCGACCACAUCUACUCUCACAAGAUCAAGUUCACGCCGUGGGGGGCCGUGCAGCUGCUGACGGACUUCGCCGGCGUGUCGGCGUGGCUGGCGGAGCAGGUGCCGCUCGGCGCCGAGGUGCUCAGCAGCCUGCUGAGGCACGAGGUGCUGAGGCGGUGCGAGGGAGUCGGCCGACUGCUGCUGCGUCGCCCCGGGGAGCCCAUCGCCAUGGUGGCGGCUCGCCGCAAGCACUCCGAUGGCGGCAGUGAGGGGGCGGGCUCCCUCCAGGAAGACACCAUGCCGGCGGAGAUGUACGUGCCCAACCAGGAGCAGUGGCUGGAGCUGCGGGCCUCGGGCCAGCGGGGACUGUGCACCUACUGCCUGUGCUGUCCGUCCAGCUGACCGUCCACAGCAGACAUGAGGCCGCCACGAGCCGGCUAGUGGGUCCCUUUAGAGGCGAGCAGGACCCUGGUGCUCGUGAGAGGAACUAACUAGACACAACCAGACCACCAUGUUGUAAUAUGGGGAAGCCAGCGGGGACUGUGCACCUACUGCCUGUGCAGCCUUGAAGCCGCCACGAGCCGGCUAGUGCGUCCCUUAAGAGGCGAGCAGGACCCUGGUGCUCGUGAGAGGAACUAACUGAACACAACCAGACCACCAUGUUGUAAUGAGGGGAAGCCAGCGGGGACUGUGCACCUACUGCCUGUGCAGCCUUAAAGCCGCCACGAGCCGGCUAGUGGGUCCCUUAAGAGGCGAGCAGGACUUUGGUGCUCGUGAGAGGAACUAACUGAACACAACCAGACCACCAUGUUGUAAUGAGGGGAAGCCAGCGGGGACUGUGCACCUUCUGCCUGUGCUGUCCAUCCAGCUGACCGUCCACAGCAUCCUUGAAGCUGCCACGAGCCGGCUAGUGGGUCCCUUUAGAGGCGAGCAGGACCCUGGUGCUCGUGAGAGGAACUAACUGGACACAACCAGACCACCAUGUUGUAAUGAGGGGAAGCCAGCGGGGACUGUGCACCUUCUGCCUGUGCUGUCCAUCCAGCUGACCGUCCACAGCAUCCUUGAAGCUGCCACGAGCCGGCUAGUGGGUCCCUUUAGAGGCGAGCAGGACCCUGGUGCUCGUGAGAGGAACUAUAUGGACACAACCAGACCACCAUGUUGUAAUGAGGGGAAGCCAGCGGGGACUGUGCACCUACUGCCUGUGCAGCCUUAAAGCCGCCACGAGCCGGCUAGUGGGUCCCUUAAGAGGCGAGCAGGACUUUGGUGCUCGUGAGAGGAACUAACUGAACACAACCAGACCACCAUGUUGUAAUGAGGGGAAGCCAGCGGGGACUGUGACCUACUGCCUGUGCUGUCCAUCCAGCUAACCGUCUACAGCCACCAUGAAGUUGCCACAAGCCGGCUAGUGGGUCCCUUUAGAGGCGAGCAGGACCCUGGUGCUCGUGAGAGGAACUAACUGGACACAACCAGACCACCAUGUUGUAAUGAGGGGAAGCCAGCGGGGACUGUGCACCUUCUGCCUGUGCUGUCCAUCCAGCUGACCGUCCACAGCAUCCUUGAAGCUGCCACGAGCCGGCUAGUGGGUCCCUUUAGAGGCGAGCAGGACCCUGGUGCUCGUGAGAGGAACUAUAUGGACACAACCAGACCACCUUUUUAAAUGAGAAGCCAGAUGAGAAUGCCUGUUCUUCUCAUUUACCACAACUGUGAUGCAAUGGAAGCCGGUUAGUGAGUCCCAUUUGGAUGCUAGCAGGGGCCUGGUGUUCUAUGAGGGAUAGUGGCAGCUAAACAUCUCAUCCAGUGGGGCUUAUUUUAAAAUAACCAGACAUACUCUUUGCGUAGAUUGAAGAGGGUAACUAAUUGAAUUCAAAAGAAGAUGCUCGGUCAUGCGGUAAGGAGAUACUCGCAUUAUCACUUCUGGAGGCAGCAAAGACUUUUGCCUGUCUGGGUUGUGACAAGCGGAACUUAUUUUUAGUCGCAAGUGCACAGCAGCCAUCUUGUUUUUAGGAUAUUAGGUACAUUUCGUAAAACAACAGACUACCGGUUUGCACAGAGAGUUAAUGCCAGUGAUGUUUCUCAGCAGAUUUUGCAUAUAGGUGGCAGGGACAUGUGAAACUUUCUUUAAAGUGAGAAUAUAGUUACUGCAUUAAUGGAAGAAAGGUUCCAAAAAAAACUAUUUUGUGAGAAAACAAAUAGAAGGUGCGUUCUAUGCAUUGAAUGUUAGUCAGGCCCUUUCGGAGGCAAAUGGACACUUGAUGCUUAAUGAUACAAAGAAGCGGUUGGUAAGGGUAAGGUUAUUUGGAAGAAUGUGAAACUCAUAGGUCAGAAAACAUCAUUUGAAAACAUUUAAGAAUUAUUUUA